AUGACCUCCCCGCACUCCUUCCCGUUCUCCAACCCCGCCAUGCCGGGCGACGCCGUCUCCGUCCUCGUCCUCGUCGAGGACUCCGGCCAGAUGGCGGCCAAGUGGCCCGACGUUCGAGACUCGUACCUGCCUAUUCUGCUCGAGAACCUACGCACGGCCGACCCAUCAGUCCAGAUCGAAGUGCGGUGGCUCACCACCUCCUCGCCUUCGCUAGUAGCCACACACUUCAUCCAGGAUGCCGCUGAAUGCCGUAACCUCCCGGACCUCCCCCUCGGACAAGGCCCCAACACCAAAAUCUCCCCCAUGGUCAUUCACAACGCAAUAAAGAUCCUCUCGGCGUCACUCAGAGGCCAAAGUGCCACUCGGCACUUCAUUCUUGUUGCAGCCACCGGUCCGCCUACUUCCAGCCCGAUGAACGAAGCCACGCCUUCUGGAUUCGACCCGUGGGACGACAUUGCCCUCGUCCUCAAGCAGGAGUACAUUCGACUCCAUGUCAUCCUCAAUAUCGGCGCCGAGAUGCGGACCUAUCACGAGCUCUUCAAGAGAUCGCUUCAGCUCCAGAGUAACUCAGAAGUUCCUGCGUGGUUCUCAUCGGACUCCCGGAAGUACUCGAUCCGUCUCUCCGGCAGACCGCAAUAUGUACGCAGUUCCGUGGCCGCGCCUAUCCCGCUAAUACCAGCAGGCAUCCAACAAGGUCGCUAUGGGAACCCCAGUCCUCCCCUCCCGCCAUCGACGAAAUCCGCUUCGCCGAGUACACCUCCAACGCAGGACUCAUCUCCUCCAGCGAGUUCGCCGCCCCAUCGGAAGGCAGCCACGUCUCCGAGUGCACCCCGGAACCGAGGACGCGGUUCCGAAACCUCCAACUCGCCUCCCGAAUCCGGCGGGGGUGGCCUCGUUUCGUACCUGCAGCAGAUGCACGGGCUCACAAAGAAGAAGAGCUACGGUGUGAAGGCCCCGAAGAAGACAUAUUCGGACAUCCACCUGCCCAUGGCCGGGCGCCCGAUCCUGCCGCGCCUGGAGGUGCCUCAGUCUGACAUCUACAGCUACCCGUCGUUCGACAACACGCACGGCCCAGAACCGCGAGUGCUCGUUUCCGACUCGCAGUCGCCGCCUAGCAGACGUCACUCGGACGACCAGCUGCCGCCGACGUCGCUUGUGACGCGCACGGGUAAUGACGACCGGCGCGCGCGUCGCUGGGGGCCUUGGCUACCAAUCGCACCGCUCGCGUCGUCCACGCCGUCGUCGCCGACCUCGGUGACGUCGCCGGGCACACUUGCUGCUCUGCAGAGCCUCGCGUCGAUGACGCCGCGCUUGCCAGACUUCGCGACCAAGGGCCGCGGGCAGCCCCCCUCGGCCAUGUCGGCAGAGGCACAAGACCUCUACGCGUCGUAUGGACCGGGCUCCGUGGAGACGAAUCAGUCCUACUCGGUGCAUCCUGCCAUGGCGUCGCGUCUUGCGGACAGUCAUGCGCCAUACCCGGCGUCGCCGCCCCAGGAUCCGCAGCUGAACGCCUCGCCGACGUACUUUUACUCACGUGUGCCCGGGGGUGCUCCACAAUGGUCCCAGCAGGGCUCCGUCGGCGCCUCGCCCGCGUCGUCCGCCUCGGCCCCCAGCCCGAGCCACACGUCCGCGUCGGGCUUCAGCGACACCUCGCGCCAGUACAGCGACUUCGGGUACGGGAGCUCGCCGCCCACGAGCGCGGCCGUGACCCCCAUCUCGGUGACCGCACCCGCGACCGCGCGCAUGGCGGACAACUCGGAGGACCAGCCGUUCAUUAUCACGCCCGAGAUCGUCGCGAAGUCAGACGCGGACAUGGAGGAGGUGCUCCGCUCCGGGGCGCUCCAGGCGAACAUGACGCCCGGAAUGUGCGGCGGUGUCGGGGUGCAGCAGCAACACCCCAGCCCGAUGUUCGCGUCGAGCGAGUCGCUAUCGUCACCCGACCAAUACUACUACCCUGCGCUCGCAUCGCCGCAGAGCCACGCCGUGCACCAGCAGGAUGGCGGCUACCCCGUGUACCACCACCAACACCACCCUCACGACGUCGCACACAUGAACGCUGAGCUGUCGCACGCCGACGGCGGCCAGUGGCAAUACGGCGGCGGGCAAAACGGGUACAUGCCCCCCGUCCAAGACUACAUCCCGAACGGACACUGGUACCCCUCAUGAAGAUGAUACCCCGCAAGCCACCCCACUCGUUUCCCCCUUGUCGUUAUGCUUUCCGGUCCUCUCGCGGUGCUCUGUAUAACGUGUCCCUCUCUUGGUUUUUGGUGUUGGUGUUAUUGUAUGUGCUCUCCUCCCCCUUGCGUAUCUCCUCCUCUCGGUCUCUAGGUAUAGGUGCUCGAACGAUGGGUCGGUCACGGUACGACACGCCCCCGACGCUCCCGCACCUCUCUUUGCAUGUAUACCCGCGGUAGAUAUCUACCCUAUUUCGCAUCUAGCUGUACACCUCUCUCGGGCGUCGGGGCUGUAGUAUGGUACGGGGACUUUGCCGGCUGCUGUAAGCUAUGUAGCAUAACACUUCCUUUCUUGCGCGACCCUUGCGUGCUCGGUGUGGCCGCACCACCACCCCGGACGCCGGCAUUUGGGUUUGCACACACGCCUGUCCCAGCACGAGAGCCGAUCGGGAGGAUCGCCCGCACGCGGCAACGGGCCCUGGGACGCGCUGUCUGGGAAGGCGCGGAACGCGGCCGUCCUCGCGGCGCGUCCUGCCCAUGCACGCCAGCGCGCGCAC
Molecule: messenger RNA, 2731 nt
Organism: Trametes versicolor FP-101664 SS1
Lineage: Eukaryota; Fungi; Basidiomycota; Agaricomycetes; Polyporales; Polyporaceae
Exons: 6
Coding region: 1-2166 (721 amino acids)
Source: RefSeq, a predicted model, not a curated record